GCUGCUACUUCCUGUUGUAGCUUCGCCUCAGAACUUUCUGUUCUGUUCUCCUCGCACAUUAUUUCUUAGCGUUAAUGUCACAACCAGGACCUGAAGGAAUAGAACGCUUCACCAAGUGUUUUCUUUGCGCAGAGAACACAUGUCCUCCCAGGUCAGACUGAGGCUGCUGCCGAGUGCCAGAUGUCUCUUCGACGAGCCUCUUCAGCUGAAGGUGUCCGGGCUGAGGCCGAGGCAGGAGGUCGCCCUGAAGGCCAGGUCGACGGACGACAAGGGCGCGGUGUUCAGCUCCUCGGCCACCUACAAAGCUGACGGAGGCGGGGAGAUUGACUUAGACAGGGACCCGUCGCUGAGCGGGAGCUACGUCGGGGUGGAACCCAAUGGUCUGCUGUGGUCGAUGAGGGCGGACACUCUGCACAGAAGGUUUCAAAAGACGAGUUCACUCAACCCCCAUGUGGUGAAGUUCUCCGUGCAUGAGGUGGAGGUGGAGGGGGAGGGCAGGCUGCUGACGGAGGUGGUCAACGAGAGGUGUCUGCUUGCGGACGGCGUAAGCCGGCGUCCUGUCAAAGAGGGGAAUAUCCGCGGGGUCCUGUUUACGCCACCUGGGCGAGGUCCGUUCCCCUCUGUGUUGGACCUGUACACCUUUGGCGGAGGUCUUUCUGAGAAAAGAGCCGCUCUGCUGGCCAGCCGAGGGUUCGUGGUUCUGACUGUGGCGCUGUACGGCCACGACGACAUGCCCAAGAACAUCACAGAAGUCCAUCUGGAUUAUUUUGAAGAAGCAAUUCGGUUUUUAAAAAAGCAAGACAAGGUGGGCAGUAGAGGAGUUGGACUAACAUCGCUUUCCAAAAGUGGAGAUCUUGCACUUUCAGCCGCCUCCUACCUGCCACAUGUCGACGCUACAGUGUGGAUAAACGGCUGCUCUGCGAACACAGCCAUGCCUCUCUACUACAAGAAGAACCGGAUCCUCCCCGCGCUACAGUUUGACGCCAGCAGGUUGAUUCCCACUGAGUCGGGGGCAGUCAUGGUCAAGUACGGUAUGCACGACCCGGUCGCAGAGGAGAACAAGGCCACGCUGGUGCCUAUUGAGAAAGCGACGGGACGUUUCCUCUUCGUCGCCGCAGAGGACGACCUCAACUGGGACAGCAAGGCUUACAUGGACGAGAUGGUGGAGAGACUGAAGCGUCAUGGCAAGGAGAACUUUGAAAGUGUGAGUUACCCUGACGCAGGACACUACUUGGAGCCACCUUAUGGGCCGUACUGCCCCUCCAGCUUUCAUGGUGUUGUGGGUAAACCAGUAGUGUGGGGGGGCAAAGCCGGGCCACACGCCGCAGCUGAGGUCCACUUGUGGAAGAAGAUCCAGGAGUUCUUCAGAGAGCACCUCAGCUGUGCUGACUCACUGCCCAAAGGCAAGUUAUAGAUGUGAAUACAGAUACAAACAAUUGAAUAACUGAAUAAUAUUCAGUUUUAAGUUGACGUUUUAAUUUUUUACACAUUUCAAGUGCCUGAAUGUGGAUUUACUGGACUUACUUUGUUAUGUUGAUCAAGUCUUGAAAUCUUUCAGCAUUUUUGUAAUUAAAUAAUUUGCUGUAUUCCCAUUUG
This is a messenger RNA of Solea solea (common sole), 1596 nucleotides long. Its product is annotated as acyl-coenzyme A thioesterase 1-like. Bases 140 to 1414 code for a protein of 424 amino acids. Gene Ontology annotation, molecular function: fatty acyl-CoA hydrolase activity. NCBI's taxonomy places the organism in Eukaryota, Metazoa, Chordata, Actinopteri, Pleuronectiformes, Soleidae. Gene Ontology annotation, biological process: fatty acid metabolic process; acyl-CoA metabolic process. The record is from RefSeq and is a predicted model, not a curated record. The transcript has 4 exons.